Salvelinus namaycush (lake trout) is the source of this 498-nucleotide messenger RNA. RefSeq names its product calcium/calmodulin-dependent protein kinase type II delta 1 chain-like. The record is from RefSeq and is a predicted model, not a curated record. The transcript has 6 exons. The annotation marks the transcript as partial. Lineage: Eukaryota; Metazoa; Chordata; Actinopteri; Salmoniformes; Salmonidae. Gene Ontology annotation, molecular function: calcium/calmodulin-dependent protein kinase activity; calmodulin binding. Gene Ontology annotation, biological process: protein phosphorylation.
GAACCCCAGACCACAGUGAUCCACAACCCAAUAGAUGGGAACAAGGAGUCUAUAGAGAGCACCAACACCACCAUCGAGGACGAGGAUGUCAAAGCUCGGAAGCAGGAAAUUAUCAAAGUCACAGAGCAGCUGAUCGAAUCCAUCAACAACGGAGACUUUGAGGCCUACGCGAAGAUCUGUGAUCCUGGUCUGACGUCGUUUGAACCAGAAGCUCUGGGGAACCUGGUAGAGGGACAUGACUUCCAUCGCUUCUACUUCGACAACGCCCUGUCUAAAGGUAACAGGCCGGUGCACACCAUCCUCCUCAACCCUCACGUCCAUCUGAUAGCGGAGAACGCUGCGUGCAUCGCCUACAUCCGCCUGAGCCAGUACAUGGACGCGGGGGGGAUGCCUCGCACCAUGCAGUCUGAGGAGACCCGCGUCUGGCAUCGCAGAGACGGAAAGUGGCAGAACAUACACUUCCACCGCUCCGGCUCGCCCAGCGUACCAUCCCAGUAA